Prorocentrum cordatum is the source of this 1233-nucleotide messenger RNA. The record is from the annotation of a GenBank genome assembly. NCBI's taxonomy places the organism in Eukaryota, Dinophyceae, Prorocentrales, Prorocentraceae.
AUGGUCGAGACGAAGCUGGAGCCCGAUACCACCUAUCCUACAAUGCAGCGUUCACGGCUCCCCGGAUUGGCGAGCAGUGGCAGCGAACCGGCUCCCUCUGGGCCGCUCCCAGCGGGCCCUCGGGCGCUUCGGGCCGCCCCGGGCGGCCCUCGGGGCUGCCGCCGAGCCUUCCGAGCGGCCCCGAGCGCGCAGCAGACGGUCCAAGACUGCCCCAGAUCGACGCGGCACGCCCCGCGGACGGCUCCAGGAGCUCCUGACGGUGGAGCAGUGGGACAUGCUGCUGGCAGCAGACGCAGGCACACUGUGCUCUCGGACCUCGUGGAGCACGGCGUCGCCAUCGAACCGAAUUCGGGCAGCUGCCUCAGCCUCGCUGCGCUGUCGCGCGUGGGCGCCUUCGUGCAGGUGGCCCUCGACGUGCACAGGGCUGGUGGGGACAUCAACGAGCCCAAGCUCCGAGCUGGCUGGGACCGGUUCCCGAUGUGGGCAGCGCCAGGCUGCCAGCUCUUCAGCCUGGGCCCGAAGGCGCAGAGCGGCUACCAGAGCAUCCUGACGGCCUGCUUUCGCGGCGCGGGCGUCUACGCGGCGGACCCCCGGAGCGUGCUGGACCUCCGGGGGCGCCUGUACUACCCCAACGUCGCGCUGGACCGCCUCGUGGAGGAGCUGCGCCCGCGCGCGCUGCCGGCGCACUGCUCCUGGCACGCCGACCUGGGCGCGGACCUGAGCUGGAUCUUCAAGGGGCUCGAGUUCCUGUACCUGCCCUGCCAGUGCGAGGCGCGGGCGCCCCCGCGGGAGCCGCGGGCGUGCAACGACCGCUGGGCGGCCGAGUAUCCAAUCCCGUUGCGGAUCGUCUUCCAUCCGCACAUUUGCACAAGGUGCUCCAAGAAUUUUGCGUACACGAACUCGACGAUGCGGCUGGCGGAGGUGCACUCUCCGGAAUCCACAGCCCGCAGCCCUGCGAGCGGUGUGGCGGCUACAGGCCGCUCGUGGACAGGAGAUUCGCGGCGCGUGCCGCGGCGGGCCUGGCGGGCCGCAACGCCACCGCCGCCGGCCCCGAUCAGGAGGAACACUCCGCGCACUGGCCGGCUUGAUGGCGAGGAGGAGGAGGAAGAGGAGGAGCGGAGGAGGAGGAGGCGGGCCGUUUGCAGUCCGGGCCGCCGCCGAGCAGGCGCGUUGACGCGCGGGCGCGCGUUAGCGCGGGCGCGCGGGAGGGCUGCGCCGCAGGGGUUCCGUUGG